AUGGAGGUCGCGGCAUGCAUUUUUAUCUUCUAUUUCGUCUCUUGCUUCUCUGGAUGGGCCCAGUCGGCCUCUACGGUUACCAUCUUGAUCGCUGUACCACCCAAUAGUGUGACGCCGUUUCACCAACUAGGAAACAAGAUGGACUACUUGCAGUCUCAGGGAGCUGGAGUCCUAUAA
This is a messenger RNA of Gaeumannomyces tritici R3-111a-1, 177 nucleotides long. RefSeq lists its product as hypothetical. The coding region runs from base 1 to 177 and encodes 58 amino acids. NCBI's taxonomy places the organism in Eukaryota, Fungi, Ascomycota, Sordariomycetes, Magnaporthales, Magnaporthaceae. The record is from RefSeq and is a predicted model, not a curated record. The transcript is spliced from 2 exons.